AUGCUAAAAAGUCAUCAGCAGAUCAUUGUGGAUUUGCAACAAAAACUCGCUGAACAGCAGCACGUAUUGAUUAACCAGCAACGGGAAAUUCUUGAACAGCAAAGAAAAAUGUAUGAGCAAAUGGAUUUAAUCAAAGUUCAGUAUGGCAUGCUUUUUGACACAGUGAAACAAAUGUCAUUUCAGAGUUUGCAAGAAGAUAUUCAAAACUAUUUUGAAAGUCAUCUUCAAGGACUUCAGAACCAAGUCAGAAAUCAUCUCCAGAAGUCAUACUCUGUCCAUAAAGUAGAAGUGGAUGCAAAAGUGAUUAAUGUUGGGGAGUCUUUGUUGGACUGUGGUCUUUGUGAAAGUGAUGAAUUUUGCAAUUUCCAAAAGACACCUUCACAGUGUGAAAAAUGCACCUUGUGUCCCGCUGGAUUUUUCCAAAUGGCCGAGUGUUCUGCAAACUCUGAUCGGAUUUGUCAGGACAGAGAUGAAUGCACUGACUCUCCAAGCAUUUGUGGUGAAAGGAUAAAAUGCCUGAAUACACCAGGUGAAAGUGGUGUCAAAAUCAAAGAUAUUAUUCCUAAUGGAGAAGCACAGCUGUCAAUUCCCAUCUGCUGCACGAGGCUAGCUAUCUGA
This is a messenger RNA of Tinamus guttatus (white-throated tinamou), 618 nucleotides long. The record is from RefSeq and is a predicted model, not a curated record. NCBI's taxonomy places the organism in Eukaryota, Metazoa, Chordata, Aves, Tinamiformes, Tinamidae.